This is a messenger RNA of Cucurbita pepo subsp. pepo (vegetable marrow), 1317 nucleotides long. RefSeq names its product expansin-B3. The record is from RefSeq and is a predicted model, not a curated record. Gene Ontology annotation, cellular component: plasmodesma; extracellular region. NCBI's taxonomy places the organism in Eukaryota, Viridiplantae, Streptophyta, Magnoliopsida, Cucurbitales, Cucurbitaceae. Gene Ontology annotation, biological process: sexual reproduction.
CAUAUACUUGUGCUCGUGCUGCAACAAAAAUCGUCGGCUACACCCUCCAAUCCUCUCUCUGUCUCAACUGUUUUUCUCGAUCACUGUGCCCGCCGGAAACUGACAUUGUCAGCGGAGCAAGCGGUGUCGCCGACUAUGCGCACGCAAAUGCACCUCCUUCUCCCCCGCCGUGGUUUUGGCCUCAUUGGGGCUAUUUUCUUUGCCAUGGCCGUCCUUCAGUGGUUCACGGCGGUGGCUCAGCUCCAACACCGUGUGCUGGAUCUACAUUGGCUUCCUGCCACCGCCACGUGGUAUGGAAGCCCCGAGGGCGACGGUAGCGAUGGUGGAGCAUGUGGGUAUGGAAAUUUAGUGGAUGUGAGGCCUCUAAAGGCCAGAGUUGGGGCUGUGAGUCCAAUUCUGUUCAAAAACGGUGAAGGGUGUGGAGCAUGUUACAAGGUGAAAUGUCUAGACCAGAGGAUUUGCUCUAGACGAGCCGUUACUGUAAUCAUCACCGACGAAUGCCCCGGUGGGUAUUGUUCUAAUGGAAAUACCCACUUCGAUCUCAGCGGCGCCGCCUUUGGCCGUAUGGCCAUCGCCGGUGAAGGUGGGCAGCUCAGAAACAGAGGAGAAAUCCCAAUAAUUUACCGACGAACUCCCUGUAAGUAUCGAGGCAAGAACAUUGCCUUCCAUGUCAAUGAAGGCUCCACAGAUUACUGGCUCUCUGUCUUGGUUGAAUUCGAGGAUGGGGAUGGAGACAUCGGUGCAAUGCAAAUAAAAGAAGGGAACUCGAGGGAGUGGCUGGAAAUGAAGCAUUUGUGGGGUGCAAAUUGGUGCAUAAUUGGAGGGCCUUUAAAGGGUCCAUUUUCAGUGAGAUUAACGACAUUAUCUACAGGAAGAACAGUGGCAGCUAGGGAUAUAAUUCCGAGGAAUUGGUCUCCAAAAGCCACUUACACUUCCCGCCUUAAUUUCUUCUCUUGAUAAAGAAGGAUAAGAGGAGGAGGAGGAGAAGGAAGCAAAAGAAGCACUCUUUUGUUCUUUUUAUGCACAAAAGCAUUUGCUUCCUUUUUGUUUUAUGCCGAAAGGAAGCUCCCUCUCUCCUAAUAAUCUCUUAGUUCAUACCCCAUGGCUGGGAAAAGUAGCCGUUAUCCGUUUUCUUUAGUGCAAAAGUGACCGUUGUGAGUGCGAAAUGGCAUCCAAUGUGUGUGUGUUCUUGUUUUUUGUUAUUGUGUGGUUGGGUAUUGAGUAUGAUAGCCCUCUCCAAAGAGGAGAGAGAGCGUGGUGUAAUUUGUUUGCUAUAUUAUCAAGCUUGUUUGUUUAAUGAACUUGAACUCAGACUUA